Asterias rubens (European starfish) is the source of this 2885-nucleotide messenger RNA. Its product is annotated as acid-sensing ion channel 2-like. The transcript has 8 exons. NCBI's taxonomy places the organism in Eukaryota, Metazoa, Echinodermata, Asteroidea, Forcipulatida, Asteriidae. Gene Ontology annotation, biological process: sodium ion transmembrane transport. The coding region runs from base 489 to 2030 and encodes 513 amino acids. Gene Ontology annotation, cellular component: membrane. Gene Ontology annotation, molecular function: ligand-gated sodium channel activity. The record is from RefSeq and is a predicted model, not a curated record.
ACAGUGUACACACCUCCACGCGUUCCGUUACAGCGGUGCCGUCUGUGGCAUUUUGUUGACGGCCGAUGGUGCAGUCAGUUGAACAUCAUCUUUGUGUUAACCAUCAAUGGUGGUUGGAGGGAGUUGAACCGUCUAUUGACAGGGUCAUUUUAACUUCGACCUUGCAAGAUAAACAGGUGUCUCUGGUUCGACCUCUGGUCACAGUUUGUUCUCUGACUUUGUCUGGCCAAGUUAAAGAGAAGGAGUUCGCCCCAGUGUUCCUGGUUUGAUUGGCAGCAUAUUGCGCCACAGCACCUUGUUAACCAUUACAUAUGGUGCUUUAAAGGAAUCGGUGUCAUACUGCAAAACGUAGCUACACACACUUUGCAGGACAAAACACUGAGCCCUUUGAGAUGCCCCUUAGGGAUGAGACAUAAAGUGCUAUAUAAGAUCCUAGAAUCUGGCCGGACAAGUUCAACUUCAGUCACUUGGAUAUCCUUGGACCCACCAUGAACGUGUGGACAGUAAGGGACGACAAACACAAUGAAUAUAAACCACCACAGGAAUCCAAGUCGACAGAAUCCUUGAGAAUGGACGACAGGAAUAUCGACGAGGAAGUCGACAAUGUCGUCAAUCGGAAACGAUCUGUUCACAGUCAGACAGAUGAAGGAGUGAUGACGUCCGAUGUCGAUCAUUGUUGUGGGAUGUUCGACAGAAGGAAAUGGGAAGAGUUUGGGAACACCACCACACUGCAUGGAAUGCGGUUUAUAACAAACCCGCGUCAUAACAUUGUCAGAAAAAUCAUCUGGGCUUGUUUUGUCAUCGGAUUCAUGAGCACACUCGUCUUUGUCGUUGUGGACAGCACGCAUCGUUACUUCAAUUUCAACGUCUCUAGCAUUGUGACUGUCAAAUAUGUAAAUGACUUGAUAUUUCCAGCCGUUACAAUCUGUAACUACAACCUACUCAGAAAAUCUUACGCCCGCGAAAUCUUUGGAGACACCGUAUUGGAUUCUGCCUCUCUCUUCCGUCCAAUCCCUGAAGCCAAUAGAUCCAGUUUGGAGGACUGGAAUAUAACAGACGAUUUGAUUAGAGGAGCGCAUCAAAAAGAAUCAAUGGUUGUCGAGUGUAAAUGGCGAUCUAGCGUCAACUGUACGUUUCAAAACUUCACUCAAGUGUUGACUGAUUUCGGGGUGUGCUAUACGUUUAACAAUCCACCAGAUAAGGCAUCUGCAUUGCGAGUACAGGAGACGGGUUAUGACAGCGGCUUGUAUCUAAGACUAAACCUUGAGCAGUAUGAUUAUUUCUUCGGAACGAGCAAGGGGGCUGGAUUCAAGGUGAUGAUUCACAAGCAAGGCGAAUAUCCCUUUGUGAAACAACUAGGAUUCGCUGUCUCACCCGGCUUUGAAACUCUUGUGACUCUCAAAUCAACCCAGUUGGUGAAUCUGGAGAAACCCUACGUGUCGCAAUGUGUGGAAGAGAACUUCAUAGAAGGCUUCAAGUACACGGUGGAAACCUGUCAAGCACUGUGCAAGAUGACGCAUAUCGUCAACAGAUGCGGAUGUAAAACGAGUGACCUCCCAGCUGGUCCAGAUUUAGAUACAGUCAGGUUUUGCACUUAUGGUGAACUUGAACGUUGUGUUCAGCCGGAACUACGUAAGUGGCACUUCAUAUCAGAUGUGGUUGACCAUUGUAACUGCAGCCUACCCUGUCAUCGUCAAGUAUUUACUCCACGCAUCUCAGAAGUGUUCUGGCCGGCUGAGCACAUCUCCAAGGCCCUACAAGAGGCUUUUAACAGUAGUGAAAGCUUCCUCAGGAGAAAUAUAAUCGACCUUGUUAUUUUUUUCGAGGAACUGAACUAUGAAGAAAUUCGUCAGGUACCCGACUAUACUAUUACCGAUCUUCUUAGUGACGUAGGAGGUUACAUGGGAUUGAUGGUCGGAGCAAGUUUGAUCACAUUCUUAGAGUUUGUGGACUUCUUGGUCGUCAACUUGAUCGAAUACUGUCGGAGAAACAACAUCUUAAGUCGACGCAAAAUAGCUAUUAGUGAUUAGAUAGGAAAUCCAUAAAAUUCAUAGAGAUUGUAAAUAAUUAUAUUACGCAUUGUCUGUUCUAAAGGCAUUUAAAAAUGUCGUUGUUGUCUGGUGAAUUUGUUUAGAGAAUAGUGAUGUUUUACAGUAAAGAAUGACGUGUUUUCCACAUGAAGGUGUAAAUUUAGUUACAGACGAUGUUGUAAUGAAUAUCCUUGGGUAGAGUAAACACGGUGUUAUUUAUUAUUUGUUUAUUUAAAAAUCUUUAAACAGAAUACAAAAAUCAGCACAAGAGCUGUUUUACAUUAUGGUCUUAAGUUAACAAAAAAAACAAAGAAGAAAAAAACAUAACUUUAAUUUUUUUUUUUCAUUUGUAAAAACUUGAGGAUUAAAAUAUACUUAAAAAUUGAUUUGUUUAUACAUAUUUUAAAACCACCAAUAAUAAUAUUAUGAGUAUUUCUAAUGCGCCGGUAUCCAUCUUAAGAUGCUCAUGGCGCAGUGACACAAUAAACGGGAAAGGUUAUGAAGUCCUCAUAUAACAGUCUUUCCUAAGGUUAUGUUGGUUUUUUAUUGUUAGAUGUUUUGUUUUAUUUUAUGUAUUUUUACGGGGGUGGGUGACGAUGAGUAGGAUACUGUCCUAAUACUUUAAUCCUCAUUUUGAUUCGCUCAGGUUUAUAUCACUGACUCACUAUGCCCUAAUGGAGUAAUUUUAACAGUAUACCCAUACAGUUGACGUUGAUGUUAAAGGCACUAGACACCUUUGGUAAUUGUCAAGAACCAAUAUUCUCAUGUGGUAUAUCCAAACCCAUACAAUAACAAACCUGUUGGACCCAAUUGGUCAUCGAAGUUGCAACAGGACAAUGCAAGAAAAAAAACACC